UGAGUCAGAGGUUCUCUGUGCUGCUGUCACGCAGGGGCUCCUGCAUCACCCUCCUCUGUGACGUCACAAUGACUGUACACAGGAAGAAGCCACAGAAUAGGAACUAGGAGAGGGAGGAUAAUAAUGUGCAUGUGAGAGGGAAGGAUGUUUUUGUGUGUCCCACAUUUCCUGCUGCAACUUUUUUGUUCUCCGUUCCAGCAUGCAGGACAAAGAGAGAGAUGCAGCUUUCAGCGGAUGGUCUGAGGGUGGUCCCACCAUGGCUGAAUCUCACCCAGAUUCUCCCACCAGCAAGUCUUUCGACUUGUUCAACUUGGUCGUCUCCUACAAGAGGAUAGAAAUUUAUCUGGAGCCAAUCAGAGACUGCUGGGAUGGAAUUAAAUACCUCUUGAGGUGGGAAACGCCAAUCUUUUCACUAGUCACAUGUUUCAUCGUAAAUAUUCUGUUGCUCACUUUAAAUGAAGUGGCAUGGUUCUCUGUGGGAGCCCUGGCUGUCUCCAUACCUGCCCUCUUCGGUUACCUCCAGCAGAUGUCGCACACUCCUAUCCCUGAGCCGGAGCUAGCCAGGAGGAAAUACUACAGCGUGCGGCGAGAGGAGCUGCAGAAAGUGAGACUUACGCGUCAGGAAGCCGUGGCGGAGUUUAAGAGCUUUUUAAUUCACCUGGAGAUGAUACUUAAUCUGAUCUGCGGCACCUGCGAGAAGGUCCAUCAGGUCCUGUACUGGCAGGACCCCUCGGCCUCCUUCCAGUUGUACGGGUUACUGCUGGGCUCUAUUUGCACCCUCUAUCUCAUGCCCCUGUGUUGGGUUCUGGCUAUUAUAAACAGCACCUUGUUCCUGCGAAACGCUGACUUCUACAGAGUUGUUGCGGAAUGCAGAGCUGCUCUGCAGCAGCGAAGCCGAUGCGAAAGCGUUCCGGUAGCACCAGCGCAAACAGAACAAGAGCAGGAAAAUAUUCCAGUCGUGGAUCGCGCUCCCACUCCCGUCCCCAUCAACCCGGACUUCUCCUCCUGCUUGGACAGCUCCGAAUUUACAAGCCAUAAACUGGAUCUCUCUCCGGGAAGUGUGGAGGAAGCGGAGGAGGCCGAGCCUGAUGAGGAAUUUAAAGACGCUAUAGAGGAGGAUGACGACGUUUCCCAGUGCCCGUCCGAUUACGAGCUGAAUCUCCAGGACAACGGAUUCAUCAGCAGAAAUGAUGCGAUUAAAAACAAAGUAUCCAAACUGACUGAGCGGCUACGCAAGCGAUACCCCGCCAAUAACUUGGGUACAUGUAGUGGAUGCAAUGCAACCUUUUCGGUACUGAAAAAGAGGCGAAGCUGCAGUAACUGCGGGAAUAGCUUCUGUUCCAGGUGCUGCUCUUAUAAAGUCCUAAAAUCCGUUAUGGGUGCCACAGCACCUGAUGCACAGAGAGAAACUGUAUUUGUUUGUGCACCCUGCAACCAGGCAUUAAGCAAAUAAGUCUGGAAUACUCUCUAUGGACUUGGAAAGCGUCAAACGAAACUUUUUCCUCGAUCCGAAGACCGUUCUAGAACUACUGUAACUGUAACAUGGCCUCCCUGGUGUGAGUGUGGUAGCCCAAUGCCUGCCCGCAUCAUAAGUAGCUGUAACAUUACAUGUUUUGUACACAGUCCGUAUAUCUAUAUAGGUGUAUAUACCAUAUGCCAAGAAGUCACAGCCAUUUUCUAAAAAAAAAAAAAGAAAAAGAAAAAAAAACUUUUGAAGGUUCCUUUAAUUAGACCUAAGAUUAUUACAUUUUAGUACUUGAAACAACCAUUGUUACGGUUUUUUAGUGGCACAUUCCCGGGGAGUGAGGACACAUGGCUUUGUGGCGCUUUUAUUUGCAUCCCCGACUUAAAUUUAUCAGCGAAUUAGAGGAGUGGGAUUAUUCGUAGGACCUCGAAGAGGUAAUGACCGAUAGGCCUUUAUUGUCCAGAUGCAUCAAUCAAGUCUAGUGACGAGUUCUCUCCUGCAGCUGGUGGAGCACUAGAGACUACAGCUGGGCGCAAUGAACUGUGUCGUACUGUGGCCUCGUCUGUACACUUAGAACAGUCUAGUCGGUGAGUAGCUGUUAUGCAGAAAGAUUCUAGACGGCUGAGACUGCGGCCUGUAAUUUUUUAGGAGGCUCUCACCUGUCUGGCGUCUGCUGUACAGGAAGAUGCACUGUUUUUUUGGGCACAAUUUUUUUUCUGUCUCUGUCUUCUAUGUUGUGUUGUUUAUACAACUUUUAUUGAUAUUUUAUAGGGUGACUCUUGCUAAAUGUUUUAUUGUUACCCAUCAUCUUCAUGUUAGUAGAAUCACAUGACGUUCCAUCCCCACCAGUGCUGCAAUGUGUCUUCUACGUUCUCUCAAAAUGCGGAGGAAAGAAGACUUUCGUAAAGAUUGUGGUUCUGCUACUUUUAUAACUUUUUAUCCUUUUUUUCCUCCCCAAUGUAUGUUAUCGGUGUGUUGUCUUUCGGCAAGGUUUUCUUUCUACAGCUAUAAUUACCAAGUCUUCUCCCUCAACCGUCAAAUAGUGAAAGAUGUUGGGCUAUGUGCAAUGGUUGCUGGGGAAAAAAAACCCUGAAUACUACAUUAUCUUCAAUGGGCAGUUAGGAUUAUUAGAUAUAUUAAACCCUAAUGUAUAUAUUAAAUGCCACAACACUCCCCUCGAUGACUGGUUGGUGUGUUGGCUUGUUGUGUGUGCCAAAAAUAGGCAUAACACAUGAAUAUCCGAGCACAAAGUCCUACACUGGAUAUUAGUAGUUUCUCAAAGAACACAAGGAAUCAUUCGUACUGUAGAUUAGGUACGUCUGUAUCUUCAGAAGCAAGUGCUCAUUACUUUCUUGUGUUUGCAUACUGUAUAUAUGUUUGUUUCUACACACAUGAAAAUAUACAUGAACACGGCGGUUGCUAGGCUGCACGUGUUUAUCCAAACAGCACCCGCAUUAAGUCAAUCGUUCUCACAGCUCUUCUACUAGACUGUUUCCAUAACUACAUUUUUCAGAAUAAAGUAGUUUUAGUGUUAACGAACAAUCCAUAUAUUCACUGCUCUACGGCGCUCGUUCAGACCUGAUCGCUGCUGUGCGUUUUUGACGCCCGAUGGCUGCCUUAGCCCUGCGUUCGCCUCUGCCUGAUUGACAGGUAGAGGCGGUUGCUGGGCGAUGCGGCGGCGUUUGGCCACCAUUAAGGGGGCGCGGUCCGGGCAACACAGGCGUGCCUGGACCAUGGGGCAGGGCGGGCCGCGGCGGCUGUGUGACAUCAUAUGCAGCUGCUGCGACUCGGGCAGCGACGAAUAGCUCCCUGCCCCAGCACAGGAGCUGCGCUGGUUGGGAGCUACUCUUCCAGUACAAAAGCAUCACCGCUGUGCAAUGCUUUUGUACUUGUGCGGGGACUGAUCUUAAGACUGAUCGUAGAUGUGCUAAAUUUAGCACAUCCACGAUCAGGUCUGAAUUACCUUCCAUCAUGAACGGUCUCUCCUCGUAAUCUGCUCCUGUUCGUCCCACGUAUUUGCCUAUUGCUGCUAAAUUUUGAUAACCAGAGAAAAGGCAUCUUCCUCAUGGAGUUAUACAGCAAAGUUAACCGAAUUAUGAAAAUAAGUGACAAGACUUGGAGUCUUGGUGUAAAGAGGUCAGUUUGUAAGAUUAGGCUUAAUUAUCUUGCGCCGCUCUCUUUACAUAGAAAAGGAAAGUGUUGUAAUCAUUGUUUGCUCUCUCUCUCUCUCUCUCUCUCUCUCUCUCAUACUCUGGAAAUUAUGUUUAAAAAUGAAAUAUUAGAAGGAAAAACCCAUUGUUCAUGAUUACACUUUAAAGCAGUUCUUUGAGUGCGAGAUCUCAUUAAAUUAAGGUCCUUAGCUUUUUCUUAUCUGGACCAGAAGUUGUGAUUACAUGACUCUGAAUACAAUUAAAUGAAGAACAAAUAAUGUCUAACACUAGAGCUUAGAGAGGAUACUAAAAAAUGCUGUAUUGCCUGGCAGUAGAUAAAAUGGGGAGAUGUUUCAAGCCUUGGAGAGAGUCAUUUAUCUAGAACAGUCUGCGUAAAGACAGUUCAAAGCUUAUUGGUUGUUCUGGGUAGCUUCUCCAUUUUCAUCUCUCUCAAAAGUUUGAUACCUCUCCCCAAAAAGCCUUGGAAGGCCGCCAAAUCUAGAGGAUAUGAAGGCUGCAGGCCUUUGGUAAUAAGAGAGUGUUUAUCAUCUUAUGGCAAUGUGUUUUUUGUUUUCUAAUGUUGACAGUCAAUGCGGUCCUUCAAAGUUUUUUGAUGGACCCUAGCAUUAGUGAGAAAAGUCAAAGUCUAUUCAUGAAGCAGUGAAAAUUGCGGAGAAGUAAGCCAGUGGAGAAGUUGCCCAUGGCAACCAAUCAGUGUUGAACUAACAUUUAUAAAUUGCAUUCUAUAAAAUGAUACGUAGCAGCCGAUUGGUUGCCAUAAGAAACUUCUCCACUAGCCCCCUUCUCCACACUUUUCACUGCUUCAUGAAUAGACCCCUUAGUUUCUUGUCUAAGGGGGUAAUUCAGACCUGAUUGUAGCAGCAAAUUUGUUAGCAGUUGGGCAAAACCAUGGUGGUCAUUCCAAGUUGAUCGCUCGUUAUAUUUUUUUCGCAACGGAGCGAUUAGUCGCUAAUGCGCAUGCGCAAUGUCCGCAGUGCGACUGCGCCAAGUAAAUUUGCUAUUAAGUUAGGUAUUUUACUCACGGCAUUACGAGGUUUUUUCUUCGUUGUGGUGAUCGUAGUGUGAUUGACAGGAAGUGGGUGUUUCUGGGCGGAAACUGGCCGUUUUAUGGGUGUGUGCGAAAAAAUGCUGCCGUUUCUGGGAAAAACGCGGGAGUGUCUGAAGAAACGGGGGAGUGUCUGGGUGAACGCUGGGUGUGUUUGUGACGUCAAACCAGGAACGAAACUGACUGAACUGAUCGCAGUGGCAGAGUAAGUCUCGAGCUACUCAGAAACUGCUAAGAAGUGUCUAUUCGCAAAUCUGCUCAUCUUUCGUUCACAAAUCUACUAUGCUAAGAUUCACUCCCAGUAGGCGGCGGCUUAGCGUGUGCAAAGCUGCUAAAAGCAGCUUGCGAGCGAACAACUCGGAAUGAGGGCCCAUGUGCACUGCAGGGUGGACAGAUAUAACGUGCAGAGAGAGUUAGAUUUGGGUGGGGUGUGUUCAAACUGAAAUCUAAAUUGCAGUGUAAAAAUAAAGCAGCCAGUAUUUACCCUGCACAGAAACAAAAUACACACCCAAAUCUAAGUCUCUCUGCACAUGUUAUAUCUGCCCCCCCCUGCAGUGCACAUGGGGGGUCAUUCCGAGUUUUGCUGCUCGUGCGAUCAACUAGACGCCGCCUAUGGGGGAGUGUAUUUCUGCAUAGCAGGGCUGCGAAAGCUUGUGCAGCCCUGCUAUGCUAAAAACGUUUCUAGCAAAACAAGACCAGCCCUGGACAUACUUACCAUUUGCGACGGAUCCAGCGAUGCAGGUCCCGGAUUUGAUGUCAUCCGCCCUCAAAACGCAUGGACAGGCCUGCGUUCGCUGGACCACUCCCGGAAAAAGGUCAGUUGAUGCCCCGACACGCGUUCCUCCUGUCAAUCUUCUUGCGGUCGCCGCUGCGACCGCUUUCCUCAUUCCCCGCUUCGUUGCCCGGCGACAGCCGUUGCCGGGCAAUGAUGCACGUGUACAAUGCGCGGCAUGCGCAGUUCCGACCCGAUCGCACCGCUGCGAAGAAGUGCAGCGUGCGAUCGGGUCGGAAUGACCCCCAUGGUUUUGCCCAACUGCUAACAAAUUUGCUGCUACAAUCAGGUCUGAAUUACCCCCUAUAUUUCCCCCUGCCCGAACAAAACCUGGCCCAAAAACUUGUAUUUGGAUAAUUGAGUAAUAUUGAGUGAACAUUUUUUUUAUUUUUUUUUGGCGGGUGUUAUUUUGGGAUCAGUACUAAAUGCC
This is a messenger RNA of Pseudophryne corroboree (corroboree frog), 5883 nucleotides long. It is a transcript of the gene ZFYVE27, whose product is annotated as zinc finger FYVE-type containing 27. Gene Ontology annotation, biological process: protein localization to plasma membrane; vesicle-mediated transport; neuron projection development. Gene Ontology annotation, cellular component: endoplasmic reticulum tubular network; growth cone membrane. Gene Ontology annotation, molecular function: metal ion binding. Bases 200 to 1453 code for a protein of 417 amino acids. The record is from RefSeq and is a predicted model, not a curated record. NCBI's taxonomy places the organism in Eukaryota, Metazoa, Chordata, Amphibia, Anura, Myobatrachidae. The transcript has 13 exons.